Messenger RNA from Onthophagus taurus, 1377 nucleotides. RefSeq names its product tRNA (guanine(37)-N(1))-methyltransferase. Gene Ontology annotation, molecular function: tRNA (guanine(37)-N1)-methyltransferase activity. Gene Ontology annotation, cellular component: cytoplasm; mitochondrial matrix. The record is from RefSeq and is a predicted model, not a curated record. Gene Ontology annotation, biological process: tRNA N1-guanine methylation; mitochondrial tRNA methylation. NCBI's taxonomy places the organism in Eukaryota, Metazoa, Arthropoda, Insecta, Coleoptera, Scarabaeidae.
AUGACAUAAACGAUAUUUGCAACUAACUUCAGAACCUUGAUUCAAUCAUGUUUUCAUUGUCAAAUGAAGUUAACCUCACUUUUAGGUAAAUUGAGUAAUUUAACAAGUUUAAUUUUAAAUGAAACUAAAAUGUUAAAACCUUACGAUGUAUAUGGUAUGAUUGAGUUAAAUAGAGAGAAAUUCACAAGAAAAAUACAAAUACCGAAAGUUUAUAUUGAAGGAGUUAAAAUUUCCGAUGUGUUAAUAUAUUUUAAGCCUUAUUUGUUAAAGUUACAACACUUUAAAGCCGUACAAAGCAAAGAAAGUAGUACUAUAUUGUUCUUAGAUCCCUUAAGAAUUAAAAGAUGGGAUGAUAUAGAGCUUGGAGUACAAAACAAUUUAAAAAAAUUUUCAAUCAACGAAUCUAACCUCAAAAUGGAAGAUUUUGAAUUAAAAUAUGAUUAUUUCACCGCUGAGGAUAUUUUAAGGGCGGUUUUACCUUCAGAUAAAGAAGGUAUGGCUAGUUUCACUCAAAUUGGCCAUAUAAUUCACGUAAAUUUAAGAGAACACUUAUUACCUUUUAAGAAAUUAAUCGGAGAGGUGUUAUUGGAUAAAAUAAGUGGUUGCGAAACAGUUGUUAAUAAAAUAAACAACAUUGAUAAUACUUACCGGAACUUUUCAAUGGAAGUACUUUGUGGAAAAAAUGAAACAAAAACGAGUUUAAAAGAAAAUAAUUGUAUAUUUGAAUUUGAUUUUGCUACUGUUUAUUGGAAUUCAAGGCUGAGUACUGAACAUGAAAGAAUCGUUAAGAUUAUUCAACAAGGAAAUGUUCUUUUUGAUGUUUUUGCCGGUGUUGGUCCAUUUUCAAUUCCAUGUGCGAAGAAAAAAUGUGAUGUUUAUGCAAACGAUUUAAACCCAGAGUCUUAUUUUUGGUUAAACCAUAAUGUUAAGAAAAAUAAGGUUAAUUUAAAAAGUUAUAAUCUCGAUGGACACGAUUUUAUUGAAAAUGUUAUUAAAAAAGAAUUAUUACAGCAUAUUAAUAACAAAAAGCAAGUUUAUAUUGUUAUGAAUUUACCUGCUUUAGCUGUAGAGUUUUUACAUCAUUUUAAAGGAAUGUACAGUGAUGGGGAGAUUAAGGAAAUGGUUAAUCCACCUGUUAUUUUUGUUUAUUGCUUCGCUAAAGGUGAAAAUUUUGAAGAAAUCACCAAAGAGAUGAUAAAGAAAAACUUAGGGGUGGAUCUUGGGGAUAAACUGAGUUUGUUUAGAGUGAGAACGGUGAGUUCUUUCAAAGAGAUGAUGAGGGUUAGUUUUAAAUUAGACGAAGAGUUGUUGGUUAAUUAUAAAAAAGGAGAAAAAAGAAGUUUAGAAGAGGACUAAGAAAAUAAUUUUAUAACAAUU